Molecule: messenger RNA, 413 nt
Organism: Amblyraja radiata (thorny skate)
Lineage: Eukaryota; Metazoa; Chordata; Chondrichthyes; Rajiformes; Rajidae
Product: ras-related protein Rab-25-like
Exons: 2
Coding region: 154-393 (79 amino acids)
Molecular function (GO): GTPase activity; GTP binding
Source: RefSeq, a predicted model, not a curated record
UACAGGUGAGGGCGGGGGCGGGGCCUGGCGCUACAGGUGAGGUGGCGCUGGGCCCAGGUACAGGUGGAGCUGCAGGUACAGGUGCGGCUACAGGUGUGGACCCGCCCCGGGGGCGGCAUCAGGAAGCGGCGACUGGGCCCGAGCGGCUACAGGAUGAGUUCGGCCGAGGAUGAUUAUAACUUUGUGUUUAAAGUGGUGUUGGUGGGUGAGUCGGGCGUGGGCAAGAGUAACCUGUUGUCCCGGUUUACCCGUAAUGAGUUUAACCACGACAGUCGCACCACCAUCGGUGUCGAGUUCUCCACCCGCACCCUCACCGUGGCCGGCACCACCGUCAAAACACAGGUGUGGGACACCGCCGGGCUGGAGCGGUACCGAGCCAUCACCUCCGCGUAAGUCUGGGGGACGGGGGUACA